Molecule: messenger RNA, 1084 nt
Organism: Chenopodium quinoa (quinoa)
Lineage: Eukaryota; Viridiplantae; Streptophyta; Magnoliopsida; Caryophyllales; Amaranthaceae
Exons: 4
Coding region: 142-480 (112 amino acids)
Molecular function (GO): arylformamidase activity
Source: RefSeq, a predicted model, not a curated record
UUACCUUUGUGUCCACCAAGGGUAGAGCAGCAAAAAAGAGAAUUGUUUUGGGGGAGGGGGGUUGAUAUCCAUUAAUUUCGUUGCUGAAAUGUAUAAUAGACUGAUGGCAUUGUAAACAUUAUUCUUUUUACAGCAAGUGUGAUGAAAUCUCUACACAUUCCUAAAGGAGUUCGCCGCGUUCUUUUCAGAACUUUAAACACAGACAGGCGCCUUAUGUUUCAAAAAGAGUUUGAUUCUAGCUAUGUGGGAUUCAUGGAGGAUGGUGCUCAAUGGUUGAAAGAUAAUACAGACAUCAAGCUUGUUGGUAUCGACUAUUUAUCUGCUGCUGCGUUUGAUGACUUGGCUCCUUCCCAUCUUGUUUUCCUUAAAAGCAGGGAAAUUAUUCUAGUCGAAGCUCUGAAGCUGGAUAAUGUCCCUGCAGGAAUGUAUAAUGUGCAUUGCUUGCCUCCACGAUUGUCUGUUGCUGGGGGGCACCUAUAAGAUGCAUUCUAAUAAAGUGAUGCUUCCACUGUAAGUGGAUUCCGCCGCUGCAUUGGUUUUGUUGGAGGUCCUAUUAUUGUUUUGAUGCCCUCUUCACCUUGUUUAUAUGCACAUGAUUUUGUUAAGGUGAAUCUCAAACUUGACAGAGCAUUUCCAGUGUGUGGAGCUGUGGACUAUGGAUUAGGGAUGGGUUUCUGGAAAUGGAAUGUGGUAAGGCUGGUAACUGAUGGCUGUAAGAGAUCGAAGAGAUUAUAUACGUUGUGCCACGUUACGUUACAGUAGACUUGCUAUGAUGAACAGUCAAGAUCUUGUAUUGUUUCUACAUAAAGCCAUCUGCUGGCUAACUUCUGUGGAUGCAGAUUGGAUUAGAUUGAUCUUGUUUUUAAUCUAUUCCAAAAUAGUGGAUGCUUAAUUUGAAGUAAUAAAAAACAUUUUAAAUUGAUCAGAACAGAACAAUCUCUAAUAGAUAUCCUAAUUCUACCAUUCUUUUUUCCAUUGUAUUCUUGUAUUCUGCAUGUACAGUGAUCAGGGUGAUGGUACCUUGUUUCCAUGAAUUCCAUCUAUUGUACCCUCUUCGUCAAUAAAUAACAAUCUCAUUUUACAA